Molecule: messenger RNA, 1302 nt
Organism: Kuraishia capsulata CBS 1993
Lineage: Eukaryota; Fungi; Ascomycota; Pichiomycetes; Pichiales; Pichiaceae
Exons: 2
Coding region: 1-1302 (433 amino acids)
Biological process (GO): ubiquitin-dependent protein catabolic process
Cellular component (GO): cytosol
Molecular function (GO): polyubiquitin modification-dependent protein binding
Source: RefSeq, a predicted model, not a curated record
AUGUUCAAGGUCGUGCGGACCAAACAAAUUCCCACUAAGUUGAUAUAUUCGGCUUGGGCCAGGAAUUUCAGAAAUUGGACGGGAAACUGCACUUUCAUACCGAAACCUCAGGCUGCGAAGGUCUAUUGUUCACAGUCGCUAACGCUUUCCUACAGAUCUUCGGGCGAUAAGAAGUAUCAAUUGUCGGUCCCAAGAACGGUAACCAUUGCUGAGCUUAAGGCACUUGUUGAAGCCGAAUCGGAGAUUCCAGCUGAUCGUCAGAAGCUGAUCUACUCAGGCAAGGUUCUCAAGGAUGGCGACCCACUUUCCACUUACAAUGUCCAAUCAGGUCACACAAUUCAUCUGGUCAAGUCACCGGUUCCAAAGAGUUCCCAGCCGGCACCUGCAGCUGCUCCCGUAGCGGCUGGCGCCACUGGAGGCUCUGCUGAGUCAUCAGUACCUUCUAACAUUGCUGCUGGCCAAGGAGCUUUCAACCCUCUGGCUGGUCUCACCGGGGCUAGAUAUGCUGGUGCAAACAUUCCAUUACCCUCUUCUUCCAUGUUCGGGCCGGAUGGUGGAAUGGGAGCCCUUCCGGAUGAAAACCAGAUGGCCGAAAUGAUGGAGAAUCCCAUGUUCCAAGAAAGCAUGAGAUCUGUUUUGGCAGAUCCCCAGAUGCUUGAUUAUCUCAUAAACCAGUCGCCUCAGCUACGUAGCAUGGGUCCCCAAGCCAGACAGAUGCUCCAGAGCGACUACUUCAGGAACAUGAUGACCAACCCUCAAAUGAUGAGACAGGUGAUGGACAUGCAGCGUAUGAUGGGUGGUCUAGGAGGCCAAGGAGCCGGUGCAGCCUCAAUUUUUCCUGCCCCGGGUGCUACAAGCACUACCACUGGUGGUGAUGGUGCGGCUACUGUUGGCACUGACUCUACCUCGGGUUCUACCCUCGGUUCUGCCCCUGCUGCGACGACCGGUUCAGAUCCUGCAGCAAAUCCAUUUGCAGCUUUGCUUGGUGGGAAUGCUGCUGGAGCCAAUCCUUUUGCGAUGUUUGCUCCACAGGGUGACGCUGCUGGUGCCGCUAGUGGUGCUGCCAACCCCUUCUUCAACCCAGACCUCAUGAACAUGCUCAUGGGCGGAGGAGCUGGAGCUGGAGCUGGAGCAGCCGCAGCUCCUGCUGACACCAGACCUCCAGAGGAAAGAUAUGAGAGCCAGUUGCGCCAGUUAAACGACAUGGGCUUCAGCGACUUUGAACGCAAUGUGAGAGCCCUGCGGAGAAGCGGUGGCUCUGUCCAGGGCGCCUUAGAUGCCCUUCUCAACGGCGACGUGUAA